Anoplopoma fimbria (sablefish) is the source of this 2331-nucleotide messenger RNA. RefSeq names its product histone-lysine N-methyltransferase PRDM9-like. Bases 143 to 1306 code for a protein of 387 amino acids. Lineage: Eukaryota; Metazoa; Chordata; Actinopteri; Perciformes; Anoplopomatidae. The record is from RefSeq and is a predicted model, not a curated record. The transcript has 3 exons.
ACUAACGUGAGAUAGACGUGCUUUCAUUUUAAUACAUGUUUGAGCAACUCUCUGACUUGUUGCUUUAGGUUGAUGUAGGAGGUGUAGAUGUGGAAGUUGACUGAAAACCUGUUUGUUUUUAUGUGUUAUAGAGGAAGCGUCCAUGGACCACCACAGUCCAGACUUUGUGCCUUCAGUGUUUACAUGCACUAAACAGAGCCCCAAGAAAAAACUGAAAAGGUAUUACGGUCGUAGAAAAAGGCGACGCUGUACAACCAAUGUGGAAAUGGAAGAAAAAACAACUCCGCCCAGAGUUGAUUCUCCUGUGGACCUUUUGAUGGAGGAAAUACAGACACCAUCAACUCCAUCAGUGCCACAGGAUGAAGAAACAUUGACUACAGAGCCUAAGACUGAAACUACACCGGUCAAAUCACAAGCAACAUCCAGUCCAUACAAGGCAUCACCAUCAGUUAAAGCUCCAGUGGGCAUCCCAAAACUUGACAAAAGAAAUCUGGUUGUACAGCUAAAACGUAUAUAUGUACCAGCAAACGGAUAUCAGUGUGAGCAGUGCGAUCAGAGCUUUACCAACGUACCACAGCUCAUGGAACACAAAAAACGGCAUAAUGAAGAAAGGUCCGUUAUCUGUGAAAAAUGUGGAAAUUAUUACACAAGUCAGGAAAAUGUCACUGAGCACCAGUGCGUCCCCGAGCCUUCCUUUCCGUGCAACGUGUGCGAUCGGUCUUUCAAUACAAGUCAUAACCUCAGGCGCCAUAAGCUGCUGCAUGUCAAGGAUGGCAGGAAGUGUCCGAUGUGUGGCGUACUGUUCUGUCAACGCCACAAUCAUAUUUUAUUCCUGCCAUUGGCAGAUUCUAUAACCGAGUAUGAAGAGGAUUCCACCACCAUUGAGCCGGAAAACCAUCUGCUGGUGAAGCCUGAGCCAAGACAGAAUGAUGACCUGGAAUACGAUGCCCGGAGCGACAUGACUGUUUUGCCUGGACCUUUAUCCAAGACCCGUAAGACCAAGACCCGUAAGACCCCAGCCUCACGUGCAAGAAUCUCCACAGAAAUCCAUGUACCAGUGUUUCUAAAACCUCCCUCUGCAUCAGGUCCACCACCACCAGUAUCCAAGGUCUCAAGGGAGCCUCAGACCUCGUCUCGGUCUAAGCUAUCCCAUCCCAACUAUUCUGCACCCUAUGUUCAGCCCCUUAUCCCUAAACAUCAAGAUCUCCCACCCUCACUGAAGCUGUUUUCACCACGGUACCUCACCUCAGCAUUUCUUCAGGUGAAAAGAAAUUAUGAAUAUAUUUUAAGCAAACCAAAGUGUUAACAAGAAUAUUGUGAAGGAGGAACAAGAAUAUUGUGAAGGAGGAACAAGAAUAUUGUGAAGGAGGAACAAUGCGAGCUGCCUCUGAUUUCUCCAGAUGAGAGAUGAGAUGAUGCUUACGGCCUGGAGAUUGUGAUCUGAUCUAAUAAGUGGGUGGAAAUCACUUUUAAAAACAAACGGUGAAUUAAUCAUUUACUUUGUUUCACUACAAUAUAACCUCGGCUGUCAAACUAGCCCAUUUGCCUCGGGUGUAAUGUUUUACAUUUUCUUACUACUUUUACCAAGACUAGUGCUUUGAAUCACAUUCUGUCAAACACAUGAGCGUUUGCUAGAUAUUGCAGUUAAAACGUGAGCUUAUUUGGGCUAAUUUUACUGCCAGUAAGCCACACUACUCUGUCUGUAUGACAUGAGGUGGUCACGUUUGUUUAGUUUUCCUAUGUUAUAUGUAUAUUGUAAAGGUAUUACUGCACACUAUUUUCUUUGACAGCUAGGCCUAAUCUGGUUGAGCACGUUGAUGUAUUUUAAUGUCUAAACUCAUAAUGCUGCUGUCAUUUUUUUUUUUAUCACUGACGAGAAAUUUAUUUUUACGCUGUUUGGUAAAUAACACUGUUCCAUACAAAAUAAUCUGUAACUUAACUGGAUUGUAAAACUGUUUAGCAGUUGGCAUUUGGACUGCAGGCUAUAUUAUGUGCUUUGCAUUUGAGUGUAAAAAAACAGUUAAGUAUGUCUGCAAAUGAACACCUUUAUUAAUGAUAUAAUGAAUAUCAUUAUCUAGCAUUGUAUCUGACAAGAAUUCUUAAAUAAUUCAGUUUCCCCAUCUACCUCAGGCACCGGGAACUGCACAGAACGUGCUUGUUGUUUAUAAUCGUGUGUUGGCACAUAAAGUUACAUUAUCCCCCACUAUGCAGCAAAUCCAGUAUUUGGGAUACGCAAGUAAAACAUCUUUUUAGUUGGCUCGUGUGUACUUAAAUCUAGAAGUGGCAGAAAGCACCUAACUAAAAACUGCUAAACUGUAAGUGAGAGAGACA